Messenger RNA from Clarias gariepinus (North African catfish), 711 nucleotides. RefSeq names its product CMRF35-like molecule 3. The transcript has 6 exons. Lineage: Eukaryota; Metazoa; Chordata; Actinopteri; Siluriformes; Clariidae. The coding region runs from base 1 to 711 and encodes 236 amino acids. The record is from RefSeq and is a predicted model, not a curated record.
AUGCUUUAUCAGUGCAGUCGGCCCGCAGUCUCAUCUCUCUUCUUCCUGUUGUUCAACACAGAAUCUGGUACUGAUGCUGUAACUACAGUAACUGGAUACAGAGGACGAUCUGUUCAGAUUAAAUGUCCCUACACAUCUGGAUAUGAAAAGAACAACAAGUUUCUCUGCAGAGGUAAAUGUCCCUAUGUUGGGUAUAGAGACGUUCCUGUUCAGUCUGGAUCUCCUGCUAAAGACUCCAGAUUCUCUCUGUAUGACGACACAACAGCCAAAGUCUUCACCGUCACCAUCACUGAUCUGAGACCAGAGGAUAAAGGAACUUACUGGUGUGGAAUAGAUCAGACAGGGUAUGAUAUUUACACAGAGAUUCUACUGCUGGUUAAAACAGAUAAUCUCACCAGCAGUACUGUCUCACACACCACACGAUUUCCAACAUCCAUUCUGAUCAUUACUGUGUCUGUGGUUCUGGUGCUGAUUCUCUUUGCUCUUAUAUUGACUGUCACACUACAGAGAAAGAAGAAGACUGGAGGCUCUGAAACAGUGAUCGAAUCUCCCAAAGAGACAAAUGAAGAUUAUGAAAAUGACCAAAAUGUCCUUCCUGUUAAAGAAAAAGAAAAUGUCACUUCAUCAGUAUCUGUCUACCAGAGUCUGAACCCAACUACCAACCAAUCAGAUUCAGUCUACCAGACUCUGACUGUUUCUAGCAACAACUGA